GGGAAAUGCACCGGAGAUCAGGCAGGGAUUGCUUAAAGUCCCUUGCCUUCAUCCAGGCCUUGGAGCAGAUUUCAGAAGGGUUGGGGAGCAUCGAGAGGCCACGAUGGGAGAUUUAAAUUAUUAGAUGCUCUCGCUGAUAUGGUUUUGACGCAGAAAUGCCUCAGUGGACCCCCUCUGACGUAAAACCACAGAGCAUCGUGACACCUUCCAGACAAUGUGAGCAUUCUCCGCCUCCAAUCCGUUACAGCUACCGAGCAGAGAAACACUUUGCACAAGCUCAGAGGCACCCUUGGUGUCCUUCAUCAAGGCACGCCUUCCAGGGCUGAGCAGGGGGAAACUUGAAAGCAGUUGCCAGGGUGCUCACCCCCUGAAAGCCUCUAUCAAAUUUAAGGCAUUGUCCAGAGAAUUUGUGCCUGGGGUAUAUAGGAAGACCUGAACACAUAUUUUUCAGAUGUCCCUUUUACAAUGAGGCAGUAGAGAAACCAUUGACCCCCUGCUGGUGAGGCUUGCUGACCUCCCGGUAAAGCAAAAAUUCAAUCUUCUCCUGUUAGGCAAAGACCACAAGACGACCCAGAUUGUCGCCAGAUUCUGCACACAGAUGUGUAGGCGCAGACCAUCCCCCGAUUCAAUCUAGUUUGUUAAGAAAAUUCCCAAACCCGGAUCCACAGGUGACUUUGGGUCAUUUCUCUAAGAAAAUGCACUUCCAUCUCUGCCCCUUCUGAAUUCGCCAGCUGCUUCUCUUUGCUGCAGAUCCGAGUUGUCCACCUUAGUUCACUCUGGAACUCCAACCCUGGAAGAAGAAUGACUGACAAAGAGGAAGCACAGGAUCAUCAGGUUUUCCUGACAGGUGAGGGAGACGUCAAAAUCGAGGAAGAAAAGAGUGGUGAAGAGCUACAGGAUCGCCUGGCUCACCUGGCAAGAGAAAGAGACAUUGAAAUCAAGGAGCAAAAGAGAAGCGAAGAUCUGCUGAAAGAGAUUGAAGCAGAAAGGAUGAAGAUUGUCAAGGAGUGGAAGGAGAUGCACCAGGUUCUUGAUGAACAGCAGCAGGUCCUGCUGAGCUGGCUAAAGAAUGAGGUUCUCCGAGUCUCCAGGGAGACUUCCCUCCACAGUGAACCAGGAAGGGAAAAGGCACAGCAGCCGUUGCCGGGUUUACACAGCACUGGCCGCAGAGAUGAUACAUUCUUCCCGAAACCACAGCCGGAUUUGGGGGAGCUGGAGCAGAAGCUGAGCGAUUUCUCCCACAAAAGGGCUGCUUUGCUGGAAACGCUGCUGGCAUUCAAAGAAAAUCUACAUCUGGAGUUGAAGAAGAAUGGAGCUGGAGAAGGGCAGGUGAGCAAAAUGGAGGAUGAGAAACUUCCUGAAUCGGAAGCAGCUUCUGAGGGUGAACAUGGCUCAAAAAGGGAGCAGAGGAAGUGUCUGGACAAAGGGGAGGCGGGGAAAUCUGUUUCCUGCAAAGAAAGCAACUGUGACCUUGAUGGGCACAAAAUUCAGCCAAGGACGCAACAGGUCAAGAAGCAGAAAAUGUGUGGCGUGUUCAGGAAGAGCUUCAGCCAGAGGUCAAACCUUAUCACACACCAGAGAACCCACACCGGUGAGAAGCCGUACAAGUGCACAGAUUGCGGGAAGACCUUCCGCUUCCGCUCCAACCUCAUUACGCACGAGAGGAUCCACACAGGGGAGAAGCCCUUCAAGUGCCCGCUUUGCGGGAAGGGCUUCAGCAACCAGUCGGGCCUCUUCAGUCACAAAGGGACUCAUCGGGAAGAGAAGCCGUACAAGUGUGGCGAGUGUGGCAAGGGUUUCAGCAGGAGACCGGGCCUCAUUGUCCACGAGAGAACCCACACAGGGGACAAGCCGUACAAGUGCCCCGACUGCGGGAGAAACUUCAGCCAGAUUUCGGGCCUGAUCGCGCACGAGCGGAGCCACACGAAGGAGAAGCCGUUCAGAUGCGUGGUUUGCGACGGGUGCUUCAGCCAUGCCUCUCACCUCGCUCUGCACGAGAUGACCCACAUGGAACAGAAGGCGUUUGAGUGCCUGGACUGCGGGGAAAGCUUUGGCCGGAAGCUGGACCUCACUGCGCACCGCCGGAACCACACAGGGGAGACAUCGUACGAGUGUGCGUACUGCAGGAAGCGCUUCAGUCAGCGGCCAAGCCUGCGUGCCCACGAAAGGACCCACUUGAAGAAGCUCUACCCAUGUGUUGAAUGCGGGAAGAGCUUCCGGAGCAGCUCCAACCUGAAGUCCCACAAAAGGAUCCACAUCGGAGACAAGCCCUACAAGUGCUCAGCGUGUGGGAAAAGCUUCAAGUGGAGCUCCAACCUCAUUGCCCACGAAAGGGCCCACACAGGAGCAAAGCCUUACAGGUGCUCGGACUGCGGGAAAAGCUUCAAAGGGAGCUCAGAUCUUAGCAGACAUCAGAGAAUCCACACAGGAGAGAACUUGUGAGCAGCCCAAUUAUUAGGAAAAGUUCUUUUAAAUAAAUAGUGGUUUUGCA
This is a messenger RNA of Podarcis raffonei (Aeolian wall lizard), 2491 nucleotides long. Its product is annotated as zinc finger protein OZF-like. Bases 802 to 2442 code for a protein of 546 amino acids. The record is from RefSeq and is a predicted model, not a curated record. The transcript has 9 exons. Lineage: Eukaryota; Metazoa; Chordata; Lepidosauria; Squamata; Lacertidae. Gene Ontology annotation, biological process: regulation of transcription by RNA polymerase II. Gene Ontology annotation, molecular function: DNA-binding transcription factor activity, RNA polymerase II-specific; RNA polymerase II cis-regulatory region sequence-specific DNA binding.